AUGGAAAACGCCUUCUACAUAUACACCAAGAACGAGGCUGAUAUGGACAGCAGAACAUUCGUAAAAAUUUUGAAGGACGCUAGUAAGGCAUUCAAAAAGGGAAUUUUCCCCGAGGGGUUCAUCCUCAAAUUGCUGAACAAAAAACUGACGGCCGUGGAUGCGGACCUCACAUUCGCGAAGGUUAAAACGAAAGGAGCCAAAAGAAUUAACUAUGACCAGUUUGUUGAAGCAGUUAAGCAUUUGGUAGACAAGCAUAAGUUAAAUUAUGACCAGUUUGUACAAACAUUAUGCAAUGAAGCUUCCAGUGGACCAAUCCUUUAUGGGACCAAAGCUGCCAAUGUCAGGUUCCAUGAUGACAAGUCAACCUACACAGGUGUUCACAAGCUGGGAGGACCAACCAUCAUUGACAAGAACAAGACGCAAUUUUCUGACAUAUCCGAAAUUACAGAUCGUUCGGAAUGCAACAUACGGGGAGUUAAUCUCAGCGUUGAGAAGAAUUUGUAG
Messenger RNA from Plasmodium cynomolgi strain B, 504 nucleotides. Its product is annotated as p25-alpha domain containing protein. Gene Ontology annotation, biological process: microtubule bundle formation; positive regulation of protein polymerization; microtubule polymerization. The transcript is spliced from 2 exons. Bases 1 to 504 code for a protein of 167 amino acids. Gene Ontology annotation, molecular function: tubulin binding. The record is from RefSeq and is a predicted model, not a curated record. Lineage: Eukaryota; Apicomplexa; Aconoidasida; Haemosporida; Plasmodiidae. Gene Ontology annotation, cellular component: microtubule.